AUGGAUAAUCAGCAGCAGAGUAUAUCUGAGGAUAUCACUGGUGAUCUGGCCGCUGCUGUGAGGAAAUCAUGGUCUGAAUCACAAGAUAAUCCACUGUUGUUAAACUUUAAUAAUUCUCCCAUAGGUACUCCCACUGGGAGGUACUCCCCUGAACCAGAAAUGAUGAUGGAGGGAAAUACAAUGAACCUUUCAUCUCUUGCAAGAGGGUCGGCACAGCACCAGCAAAGGCUUUAUGGAUCAUCCCAAUCUCGCGAAAAAUCUGAUCAACAACAGCAGGAUUACCAGUUGUUCAAACAUCAUUAUUCUUUGGGGCAGGAGACGAGAGAAUCAGUCUCAGAUAUUCUCAACGAUUUGACCCUAGGAUCCCCGGAACCAAGCGAAAGGGUAUCACCAAUAAAGCAACCGUCGGUGGAUGUUCCACCCCUAACUACGAGGCGUAGUUCUAUCCAGGAUGUUCAAUGGAUAAGACAUUUACUGAACCCAAGAAGUUCAUUUUCUGGUGCAUCUGCCAAUGAACCGGCCAACUCUCCCGGUGAUGUCCUCAAUCAGAGCAGAGCUUGGAUAACAAUACUGCACGAUUCAUCUGCAGAAUCUUUACAGGCUGUUAUUGUGUUAUCAGAGUCAUUGAAAAGUGUCAAUUCCCAGUAUAAUCUUUGGGUACUACAUUCCAGUGAAGUUAACGCCUUUCAAUUGACUCAAAUAGGAAUCAAGACAUUGAUAAUAGAUGAGUACAUCAAUCUAUUCAUGAAUUUCGGGAAUGGCUCGGGUUUUAGUGCAAGUUCACAAGCGGCCGAGACCAAGAGCGAAUUGAAUUUUAAAUGGUGCAAGCUAUUUCUUUUCUUUUCAUUGAUUGAUAGGUUCGAAUUGAUUUGCUACUUAUCGCCCACAUGUACGGUAUUACAAAAUAUUGAUGAACUUCUGGAGAGCACUGAAGUAUCUGAUGAGAUUGAUAAUGAAACAUGUGUUUUGUUAUCGAACAAGGUAAAUUACAUCAACGGAGAUCUCGCUAGCGUAGAGCAAGAUCAAUAUCCCGCCGGAAAUUAUGAUGAGGAUCCUCAAAUAAUUAUCCUGAAGCCAAACAAGGCGGUAGCAAUGUGCAUUAAGGAAUACUUUACUAUCUACGGGAACGAUUUUGAAGGUGAAAGUAAAAGAUCGAUGUUUCAUCAAAUGAACGAUUUACAAAUUAUGAAAGCAUUAUUUGGUGACAAAUGGAGUUAUAUAGAUAGUGGUGGCUACUGCGCUGUUCCAAUAACUAGUGUACCAGCAGACAGUUUGAAUUAUAAGAUAAUCGAAUUUAAAAUCCUGAAGCCCUGGGAAAGACAAAACUACAUCGCUGCUGGUCAACAUCGAGAAUCUAUUAUGAACAAAUGGCUAGAUCUUUGGCGAGACUUCCUGAACCAAGCAAAUUAA
Messenger RNA from Saccharomyces paradoxus, 1410 nucleotides. It is a transcript of the gene IDS2, whose product is annotated as Ids2p. The record is from RefSeq and is a predicted model, not a curated record. Bases 1 to 1410 code for a protein of 469 amino acids. Gene Ontology annotation, molecular function: glycosyltransferase activity. The transcript has a single exon. Gene Ontology annotation, cellular component: cytoplasm. NCBI's taxonomy places the organism in Eukaryota, Fungi, Ascomycota, Saccharomycetes, Saccharomycetales, Saccharomycetaceae.